AUAAAAAUUUGGAGUCCGGAGGAGUCUGCAGUUUUAAAGACCGAUCCCACUCACCAUUCUCAUUUUGUCCGUUUCCUUCAGUCUCCUCUCCUUUGCUCUCACUAGUACUCAACAGUCUCCGGCGCUUCUUCUUCCGAUUCUCCGUCGUUUUACUCUGUUUGGUUCGUUAUGGGUUCAAGGGGUGAUAAGGGAAAGAGCGUCUCUUCUUCGGGUGGUGGUGACGGCUCUAACGCGGAGGUUGAACAGCUGGUGAAAGGCUUUUCAGAGACGAAGCUGGGUGGUGGUCCUUCACAAGACGGUGGUGGAGAGUGGGAGGUCAUCUCCAAACGGAACAAGAACAAGCCUGGGAACGGUGGUGGGAAAUCAUGGGCUGCGACUCCUAACCAGAACCCUCCUAGAGCGUGGGGUGGUCAGCAACAGCAGCAGCAGCAAGGGAGGGGUGGUAACAAUGGCUACGGAAGAGGAAAUGCCAAGACUUGGGGAACGCAAGUCUCUGCUGGGCGGGGAGCUGGUCGUGGACAAGCGGUGAACAGAGGGUAUGGUGGUAACAACCCGACGCCUGUGACUCGACCUCCUCUGGAAGGAGGAUGGAACUGGCAGUCUAGACCGGGUGCUGCUCAGCAGGCUGUUGCUGAGGAGGAGGUUCCAGAGGCGGAUGAUGUUUCUGAAGGGGAGGAGGAUGAUUGUGAUGGUUUGGAUGAUUCUGACGAAGACCUUGCGAGUGAUGACUAUGACUCCGAUGUGAGUCAACAAAGCCAUGGGACGAGGAAGCAGAAUAAGUGGUUCAAGAAGUUUUUCGACAGCUUGGACAGCUUGUCUAUUGAGCAGAUCAACGAGCCGCAGAGGCAGUGGCAUUGUCCAGCUUGCCAGAACGGGCCUGGUGCUAUUGACUGGUACAACCUUCAGCCUCUUCUAGCUCAUGCGAGGACAAAAGGUGCUAGACGUGUUAAGCUCCACAGGGAACUUGCUGAGGUUCUAGACAAGGAUCUGCAGAUGAGGGGAGCAUCUGUCAUUCCCUGCGGUGAGAUUUACGGGCAGUGGAAGGGUUUGGGUGAGGAGGAGAAGGAUCAUGAGAUUGUCUGGCCGCCAAUGGUUGUCAUCAUGAAUACUAGACUCGACAAGGACGAGAAUGAUAAGUGGCUUGGCAUGGGCAACCCGGAGCUGCUGGAGUACUUCAACGAGUAUCCUGCAAUUAGAGCACGCCAUUCCUAUGGUCCACAGGGCCAUCGUGGGAUGAGUGUUCUGAUCUUUGAGAGUACAGCCACUGGCUACUUUGAGGCUGACCGUCUACACAGGGACUUAGCUCAGAAAGGGUUAGAUAGAGACGCCUGGGACCGUCGCCGGAGUUGGUUUUCUGGAGGUGUUCGCCAACUGUAUGGCUUCCUUGCGACCAAGCAGGAUUUGGAUGCAUUCAAUCAACACUGCCAAGGUAAAACAAGGCUGAAGUACGAGAUGAAAUCGUACCAGGAGUAUGUUGUGAAAGAGCUGAGGCAGAUCGCUGAAGACAAUCAGCAGCUAAACUGGUUCAAGAACAAGCUGACAAAACAGAACAAGCACGCCAAGGUGCUUGAGGAGUCUCUGGGAAUAUUGAGCGAGAAGCUGCGUAAGACUGCAGAAGAUAACCGUAUCGUGAGACAGAGAACAAAGAUGCAGCAUGAGCAGAACAGAGAAGAGAUGGAUUCACAAGACAAGUUUUUCAAAGAGUCCAUCAAGCAGAUACAUGAGAAAAGAGAUGCAAAGGAAGAGAACUUCGAGAUGCUGCAGCAGCAGGAGCGUGCUAAAGUGGUUGAUUUGCGAAAGAGAGCUGAAGAAGUGUCCAGCUUCAUAGAAUGUCAAGAGAAGGAGAUGAAAGAGUUUGUGGAGGAGAGGGAGAAGCUGAUAGAAGAGCAGGAGAAGAAGAUGGCAGACUGGAAGAAGAAGUACUUCGAGGGGAUGCUUGAUCUAGAGAGGGAGUUUGACAAGGCGUUGGAGCAGCUCAUGAGCAAGCACGGCCUCCACGAUGCAGAUGACACAGAAGACUACUAGCUUGGCGAGAUUGGAGCAAAGACUAUUCUCAUUCUCAGUAGGGAUAAUAAUAAUCUAAGGAGAUUUUAAGACACUAUUAUUAUUCUCCAUUUUCAGUAAGUCGGCUAAGGAAGAAGUAUUUUGUGACCAAAACUAAGGGGGCUGUAUUCAACUGAGAGUUUUAGGUGAUUUGUAUUAAAAUGACAAAUCCACUGUUAUUGAAACAUAGAUUUUAAAAUUUUAUUUAAAAUCCACUGUUAUUGAA
This is a messenger RNA of Raphanus sativus (radish), 2269 nucleotides long. RefSeq names its product protein SUPPRESSOR OF GENE SILENCING 3-like. Lineage: Eukaryota; Viridiplantae; Streptophyta; Magnoliopsida; Brassicales; Brassicaceae. Bases 169 to 2025 code for a protein of 618 amino acids. The record is from RefSeq and is a predicted model, not a curated record. Gene Ontology annotation, biological process: defense response to virus; regulatory ncRNA-mediated gene silencing. The transcript is spliced from 6 exons.